Messenger RNA from Phaeoacremonium minimum UCRPA7, 1107 nucleotides. RefSeq names its product putative nadh:flavin oxidoreductase nadh oxidase family protein. Gene Ontology annotation, molecular function: NADPH dehydrogenase activity; FMN binding. Lineage: Eukaryota; Fungi; Ascomycota; Sordariomycetes; Togniniales; Togniniaceae. The record is from RefSeq and is a predicted model, not a curated record. Bases 1 to 1107 code for a protein of 368 amino acids. The transcript is spliced from 2 exons.
AUGACGAAACUCUUCACCCCUCUCGACAUCGGCCCUGUCAAGCUGAAGCACAGGGUCGCAAUGGCGCCCCUCACACGUUAUCGCUGCGACGAUGACUGGGUGCCACUGCCCAUCGCCAAAGAGUAUUACACGCAGCGGGCUUCCGUCCCCGGCACGCUCCUCAUCACCGAGGCGACAUUAAUAUCCCGCCGCGCCGUCGGCAGGCUGAACGUCCCCGGCAUCUGGAGCGAGGCGCAGAUCGCCGCGUGGAAGGAGAUCACAGACGCCGUGCACGCCAAAGACUGCCGCAUCUUCUGCCAGCUAUGGCAUCUCGGACGGGCCGCCCGCGCAGACGCCGCCGAGGUGGCGGGCACAAGAGUGGUGUCCUCCAGCGCCGUGCCGGUGGACAGCAGCUCGCCGAUCCCGCACGCCAUGACCGAGGAGGAGAUCUAUGAGACGAUCAGUGAUUACGCAGAGGCGGCGCGCAAUGCCGUGCAGAGGGCGGGCUUUGACGGCGUCGAGAUCCAUGGCGCGAAUGGAUAUCUGUGCGAUCAGUUCCUGCAGGAUACCUGCAACCAGCGCACGGAUGGCUGGGGCGGCAGCGUCGAGAAGAGGGCUCGAUUUGCCCUCGAAGUGACCAAAGCCGUGGUGGCAGCCGUCGGCUCCGACAGGACGGCGAUCCGCCUCAGUCCCUUCAGCGACUUCUUAGGCAUGCUGAUGAAGGACCCCUAUCCGCAAUUCGAAUACAUCGUCAAAGAGCUGAAGCCUCUGAAACUGGCUUACCUGCACCUGAUCGAGGCGCGCAUCAGGGGCAACGACGAUGCAUCGUGCGGCGAGGGCCAUAAUGUCAGCUUCCUGGUGAAGCUAUGGGACAAUGCGAGCCCCGUUCUCCUCGCGGGCGGUUUUACUCCCGAAUCUGCGAGGAAAGCCGUCGACGAGACAUACAAGGACUACGAUGUUGGCAUCGUCUUCGGACGAUAUUUCGUGUCCAAUCCAGAUCUUGUCUUCCGAGUGAGAGAAGGCAUUCCACUGAUAAAAUACGAACGGACAUAUUUCUAUACUCCAAAGGUCACAAAGGGGUACACGGAUUACCCAUUCAGUCAAGAGUUUUUGGCAGAGGCGGCAUGA